Messenger RNA from Scophthalmus maximus (turbot), 4831 nucleotides. RefSeq names its product clustered mitochondria protein homolog. Gene Ontology annotation, molecular function: protein binding; mRNA binding. NCBI's taxonomy places the organism in Eukaryota, Metazoa, Chordata, Actinopteri, Pleuronectiformes, Scophthalmidae. The coding region runs from base 309 to 4598 and encodes 1429 amino acids. Gene Ontology annotation, cellular component: cytoplasm. Gene Ontology annotation, biological process: intracellular distribution of mitochondria. The record is from RefSeq and is a predicted model, not a curated record. The transcript has 28 exons.
CAGAGAGUAAUGAGCCUGUGUGGAGCAAUAAGAGGGUGUGGCUUUACACAGGGAGAGCAGAUAAGUUGAGUUUGCCUUGUUGAAAGGGGCAGGAGUCGCAAUCCUGAACAGACAGCAACUUAUACUUUCACUCUGCUGGGCUCAGAAACAGUCCAGCUGCACAUUUCCCCUCACUUUGUCCCUCGCUCGUGCAACCUUCCAGCAGUUUGAAACGAGACACUGAGAGGCAGAGAGAGCGAGAGCAACUUCCAGGACAAGGGAAGUGAAAACACAACAGGACAGCCUCAGGAGAGGUUCAACGCGCAGCCAUGAAGGACAAAAUAAGGAGAGGAGGAGGAAGACAUCAGGGCAAAACUGAUGUAAUCAGCGGGUCUAGUGGAAAGAAUGCCGUUGGUAUCAAGCAAGAUGAGGACACAUCAUACCCUGUGAAGAUCCAGGGAGCAGGAGUAGAGCCAUUUGAGCUGCAGGUCCAAAGAUUUUGGCUUGUUCAAGAUGCCGUAAUGACCCUGCUUUUGCGGAAUGAGGUGUGUCCACGCUCCAACCUGUCACUGGCAUUUGCUGGUUCGACUCUGGAUCCCCUUGCAGAACUGCAAAGCCUCAAGGGCCUUAAACCAGGAGCCAUCAUUCGUCUAGUGGAAGAACCCUACACCGCCUGCUCAGCCAGGCUCCAUCUGGCUCGUGUCCUGGAUCUGCUGAGAGCAUCUGGACCUGCGGAUGCACUGAGAGAGGGACGCUCACCAAGCCUGCUGGAGACUCUCACACAUACGCACACAACAGGUGCAGACUCCAGCUUGCCGAAUGGAAAGAGCCUGAAACGCUCGUUAAGCAACACAAAAACAGAAUCAACCAGCCAGGAUGCAGCCCCUCCUGAGUACCUUCUCCCUGGUUCCUCAGAGAGACCACUCAUGGCCCUGCUGCCACCCAGCUCCCAGCCAGAGGCCCCCAGUUACCUGAAGGACCUGUGUCUCAGCUGUUGGAACCCGCCUCCAGGACACAGGAAGCUGCAGGGAGACUUCCUGUACAUCUCUGUGGUGACAGCAGAGGGACGACGGUGUGACGUCACAUCUUCUCCAAAAGGUUUCUUCCUCAACAGGUCUACAGAAGAGAUGUUUGAUCCUCGUCCUGCACAGUCUUCUCCACUUUGUCACUGUUUCACUGACCUGCUCUGUCACAUCAGCCCUGCCUUCAAAAAGACUUUUACUACAAUUAAAAACAGGUCCCAGUUACCACCAGUGGAAGUGAUGCCCACUCCCUACCAUACGAUGAGCUGGCUUGGGCCUCCCGCUGCCUCCCGCACCCACAAAAACCCCUUCAGCAGACUGGGAGUGGAUGAAGAGGCAGCAAAACAGACUCCAGACUGGAAUGAGGAGUUGCAAGCAGCCAGAGAUCUUCCACAGGGCAGCCUGGAGGAGAGGCUGCAGAAAGACAGAACUCUGCUCCAGGUAAACAGUGCAUUUGUGAGGGCCGUCAUGCAGGGAGCAGAGACUGUUGUGGAUGGCUUUGUGGAGCCAGUCAAUGGAAACCCAGAGGACCCAGCGUUCUUGUGGGGCGGUCUGUUCAUGAGCCAGGGGGCAGCAAGUGCAAUGUUUGGUGGGGAGAGGGGUCGCAGGGCAGCUCAGAGGCUGGAGCUUAAAGGAGUUCAAGCGUACAGUGCCCUCGAGGGGCUCGAGGGGCUGCACACGCUACCUACAGCCAUUGUCGACUACAGAGGUAUACGUCUUUCUGCCCAGGGUCUGGCCCCUGGCCUGGAAGGAUCAGAGCAGGACCAGGAAACUACUCCUGCCUCAAGAGGCUUGCUGUACGGGGUAAAUGCAGGACCUCAGGAGUCCCCCCAACGCAGGCGGCUACUAGCGCUCUUGGCUCAUGCUGCCAAGUCUCUUUCUCUCCAGAGACAUGUUGUUGUGGCACCCAACGGUCACCAGGUACCAUUGUUCACCCCAGUGGAUUCUCAGGGACUGUUGGGAGCUGACGGGAGGUUCUACGUACUGGAUGUGUUCAGGAGCUUCCCAGCUGAUGCCAACUUCUGCCCAGAGGUGGCGACAGAAAGUCAGACAGCCACUGGAGAAGAGCAGAGUAAAGAACGCCGUGAAGAGGAUGAGGAGAAGAAGGGUUGUGUAAAAGGAUAUUGGCCAGAGAAUUAUCACACAGACUCUGGGCUUCCAAAGAGCUUUGCUCACAGCCUCUGUAGACUGAGGCCAGAGCUGGUGCAGGCUUUCAUCCAGCACAAACAUUGCCAGUUCACUCAGCGGGUCAGGGAGAUCUUGGACGAGAAUGGAGGCUUUGAAGAAUGUGCAACAGCUUCUGACUCUCGAGCCACUAAAGCAGUUCGAGCUGCUUGUAAAGAAGUGGGCUCAGUGAGUGAUAUCAUCUUUGAGAUGCGCUUGAACCCAAAUGUCUUUUCUCCAGGAGUGUCCUUCCCUCCUGGUGAAAGUGCGUCAACUAACCUGCAGGAGAGGUUAUUGAAGGAAGCUGCAGCUUUUAUCAUCACACACCAGAUACCAGGCUUUGUGGAGCACUGCCUACAAAACUAUGAGGCACCAAUGGAUGGAGCGUCUCUUAAACAGGCACUACACCAGCGAGGCAUCAACCUCCGGUAUCUGGGUCAUGUGAUCCAGGCCAUCAGCCGGUCAGAACACAAGGAGCGUCUGAGGCAUAUAAUGAGAUUGGUCGUGGGCGAAGUUUUCAUCCGCUCCACAAGAAGAGUGUUCAACAGUUUCCUCCAGGGUGUGGAUGUGCCAAGUCUCUGUGCAGCUGUCAGUCACUUCCUCUGCUGCCUAUUGGUUCCCCACUUCACACCCACUCCUGUAGGGGACGAGACGAAAAAGAAGUCAAGGCGGCGUGGCAGAGGGGCUGGGGCCUCUGACAGCAUGCCCUGGAGCACGCUCACAGGAUCUGAGCUGUGGAACCUGGUCUGCCAGGAUGCUGUUGAGACAUAUAUCAUCUCUGACAGCCUCGGCUCUGGUCCGAAUCACCUCGUACAGCACUACGGCCUUCAGAAACUCUCUCUGCUAAGAGAGUUCUGUUUAAAGACCGGAGUACAGCUGAGAUUGAGGGACUACUUCCUUGACAACCAAAGUAAAGCACCCAUUGGUCCAGACGAUGUCCUCAACAUCAUUCCUGUUGUCAAGCACAUUCACAUGCCAACUGUGGAUGCUAUGAAAGCAUUUGGUGCUGCGCAGAACUCAGUUCAAAAAGGUCUGCUGGAUCAGGCCCAUGAGCAACUGAAAGAAGCAGCCUUCUUGUUUGGCAGGGUGUGUGACGACCUUCACCCCGAGGCCUGUUAUUGCCAUAGCCUCUUGGCGAGGGUGGCCUUCCUGCAGGGAAAGGCAGCAGAGGCUCGCAGCGCCCAGCUGAAAGCAGUGGUCAUCAGUGAGCGGGUGCUUGGCUUUGACCAUCCAAACACUAUCCAGCAAUAUACCCUCUUGGGUGUGUUCAUGUAUGCUGGAGGGGAGACCACCCUGGCUCAGAAGUGUCUCCUCAGAGCCCGCCUGCUAAUCCUGACGGUCCACGGAGAGGACCAUCCCUUCACCGCAACGCUGGAUAGCUGUCUUGGGUUGGUGCUGACAGGAGAUCAGACUGGGCAGUUCCUCAAGAAUGCCCUCAGGCUUAACACUUCCUUUUUUGGACCCACAGACUUACAUACUGCUCUAAGUCAGCACCUGCUGGCACAGUGGAUGUGCAGCAAGGGUGACUACCGAAGUGCUAUGACCCAUGAGAAAGAGGCCCUCACUGCUUUUACCACCUUGUUUGGAGAGGAUCAUCAACAGACAGGCUGCAGCAAAGAGUUUCUGUGCACCAUUACCAAGCAGGCAGUGCAGGUGGAGCGCUCUCUCAGACAGGCAGGAGCUGACAGUACGGAGCAAACAGUGGAGUGUCUGACUACUACAACUGAAACCAUUUUGGAGCAGAUGGUUCUGAUGACAGGAAUCAGGAAGGUCACACAAAGUGACAGGUUCCAGGAGUAUAAGCAGAAACAUCUGGAACUAAAGGCAGCAGCUUUAAGAGAACUGGGAAUCAAGCUUCCUAAUCAGCCCUUCGCCUUAGAGACUCUGAAGGGAGGCGAGAGCAGCUCAGAUCAAGAAACAGGAUGCGGGAUGGAAGCUAAGGAUGGAGGAAGCCCAGCAGUAGAGAAUCACAGCCUGAGCAAGACGGUUGAAGAGGUGUCACUGGAGAGUUCUGACGCAGUUUCAGCUAAUGGCCAUGUGGUGGAGCCAGCUGAGCAAACCCAGGACGGGGGGGAAACUGAAAACAGGGAGGACGGUGACAGAGCAGCUUUAGAUGCUGUGGUUAAGGUAGUGAAUGGGGAGUCAGAGGUCAGGGCUGCAGGAGAGGAAAGUGAGACCAAUGUACAAGAUGAGGUAAAGAGCAGCACAGCCAACAAGGUGAUGGAAUCUGAAGCAGCGUGUCACGAGAUGAAGUCAGAUGGUGAAUUAAAUGGAGCGGGGGACGUCACUGUUAGUCCAUCAGUGCUGAAAAGUAAGGGGACCUGGGCUGAUGUUGUUUCAAAGCCAAAAAUAGCCAAUGGAACAGGAAAUAAAGAGACAGCAGUCAAUGGAGUAGCAGAUAAAGUCAGUGCCAAUGGAGUAGCUGAAGAGUGAACACAUAGCAAACAAGAAAACACUGUUGUAGUCAAGUUCUUAUAAAGUCACUGCUGUAAGAUGAAACUCUCCCAGGAGCCGAGAGGGUAUUUGAUCCGAUGAAGCACGGAAUUUGAAAACAGUGAGCGAGAGGACGAGUAGUAGUUUGUGUUGGAGGUGUUAUUCCUGAUGCAGGGAGAGGGCUGUACUGUUGAGUGUUGUUUUGUUUUCCCAACAAUAAACUUUUUACUCUG